Leptonychotes weddellii (Weddell seal) is the source of this 5366-nucleotide messenger RNA. The record is from RefSeq and is a predicted model, not a curated record. NCBI's taxonomy places the organism in Eukaryota, Metazoa, Chordata, Mammalia, Carnivora, Phocidae.
AUGGCGGAGGCGGCGGCUGCAGCCGGUGGGACGGGCGCGGGCGUGGGCUCCGGCUCUGCCGCGGACCGGGACCGGGACCGCGCCGGGCGGAGGCUCCGGGUUCUCUCGGGCCAUCUCCUGGGCCGGCCCCAGGAGGCUGUGAGUACCAAUGAGUGCAAAGCGCCGAGAGCCGCGUCGGCGGCCACGGCGGCGCCCAGUGCCGCUCCCGCCGCGCAGGAGUCAGGCACCAUCCCCAAGAAGCGGCAAGAAGUUAUGAAAUGGAAUGGAUGGGGAUAUAAUGAUUCCAAGUUCUUCUUCAAUAAAAAAGGCCAAGUUGAGUUGACUGGGAAAAGGUUUUCAACAGCAUGUCAUGAUGAUGUAGUUAAGAUUGUGAAUCUAGCAUGCAAAUAUAACCUUUGUAUCAUACCAAUUGGUGGAGGAACAAGUGUAUCAUAUGGCCUAAUGUGUCCUGCAGAUGAGACAAGAACAAUUAUUUCUUUGGACACUUCACAAAUGAAUCGAAUCCUCUGGGUUGAUGAGAACAAUCUGACAGCUCAUGUGGAGGCUGGUAUCACAGGACAGGAGUUGGAGAGACAGCUUAAAGAAAGUGGUUAUUGUACAGGUCAUGAACCAGAUUCCCUGGAAUUCAGCACUGUGGGAGGAUGGGUAUCUACUCGGGCAUCGGGCAUGAAGAAGAAUAUCUAUGGCAAUAUUGAGGACCUGGUGGUUCAUAUAAAAAUGGUAACACCUAGAGGUAUAAUAGAAAAAAGCUGUCAAGGACCUCGUAUGUCAACAGGCCCUGAUAUCCAUCACUUCAUCAUGGGAUCUGAAGGAACUCUUGGUGUGAUAACAGAAGCUACAAUAAAAAUCAGACCAAUCCCUGAAUACCAAAAGUAUGGCUCAGUAGCUUUCCCUAAUUUUGAACAAGGAGUAGCCUGUUUAAGAGAAAUUGCAAAACAGAGAUGUGCUCCUGCAUCUAUCCGCCUCAUGGACAACCAACAGUUUCAGUUUGGUCAUGCUCUUAAACCUCAGGUUUCCUCUAUUUUCACAUCAUUUUUGGAUGGCUUAAAGAAGUUUUAUAUUACAAAGUUUAAAGGAUUUGAUCCAAAUCAGCUAACUGUCGCUACAUUACUGUUUGAGGGGGACCGUGAGAAGGUUCUUCAACAUGAAAAACAAGUGUAUGACAUUGCUGCAAAAUUUGGUGGGUUGGCAGCUGGAGAAGAUAAUGGACAGAGAGGUUAUUUGCUGACCUAUGUCAUUGCAUACAUUCGAGACUUGGGUUUGGAAUACUAUGUAUUAGGAGAGUCUUUCGAGACUUCAGCUCCUUGGGACAGCCUUGUGGAAAUUGUCUGUUUGUUUUUUAGGGUGACGCAGAUUUAUGAUGCAGGUGCAUGCAUCUAUUUCUACUUUGCCUUUAACUACAGGGGAAUAAGUGACCCACUGACUGUGUUUGAACAAACAGAGGCAGCUGCUAGAGAAGAAAUCCUUGCUAAUGGAGGGAGCCUGUCGCAUCACCACGGAGUGGGCAAGUUACGGAAGCAGUGGCUAAAGGAAAGUAUCUCUGAUGUCGGCUUUGGGAUGCUGAAGUCUGUCAAGGAAUAUGUGGACCCCAAUAACAUCUUUGGAAACAAAAACCUUUUAUAAAUCUAUUACUGUUGUUACGAAAAAUGUCACUUUUUUUUUUUUUUUUUAAGUCUUCGACUACGGUUAUACCGGUAAUCAAAUACAUCAUGGACUGUAUUUCAGCAAAAAUUUUUUUUGGUUGAAAAUAAGUUGUUUCAUUCUGUAUUUGUUUUGUUUCUACAUCUAUGGAUUGACAGAUGGUAUUUCUAAAUCUCUCUCAUUGUAGGUGCAUCAGUUUACCGCCAAUUGGUUGUCAUUUCAAAUUUUAGUCAGGCAGCACAAGGCUGCUAGUUGUUAUUUCAAAGGAAGAUGCUGCCAGCUGGUCUGUAUUGAUGCUUCCCCUUGGGAACAAAGGCAGAUUUUGGCGUCAUCCACUGCUUAUCUAGCCUCUUUUUAAAAGGGCGUUUCUGGGAAGCCGGUAUCAAGGGAAGGAUUCCGUUGAGGAGUGAUUACACAUUCUAGUGUGAGUAGGCCAUUAAGGAGGGUACUCAUGAAAGAACAUAGGCAACCUGUUAUUUAGGAUACCUUCAGUUCUGUGAGGUGCUUGGCCUACAUUUUUCUUUGAAAUUAGUAUGCAGUUACAAAACCUUAAAUCAGUCUAAAAAUUGUUGUUAGGGGACAUGUUUUUGUUCUCCAUGUUUCUGUUUCUACUGAGGUAUGAGUUGUAUGUGUAUAACUGAAAUAACCUCUUGUUAUAUCCUAGUUCCUUUAUAAUAUGUUGUAUAAGAAAAGCUGACUUAUCACUCAUUGUAUGUGAAGAACAGGUUUACCGUGAAAUGAAUGCCUUUAUUCAGCUUAAGAGUCCUGAUGUUUCUGAUUUCACAUUCUUGUUGCUGAGAUGCAGAAGAAGCUGCAACAGAAACAGAAGAAGGAAGCCUCCUUACACUUAAUAUCUCCAGUUCAAAGAAUCGUUUGGCUAACGAAACACAGUUACCGUUUAACUAUUGAAUUUGAAAACCUCAAGUUUCAAUGACAGAUUUUUUUUUCAUUAGCCCAAACAACAUGAUAAAUUUUCAUAUAGAAGUAAAGUUUCAAUUUAGUUUUUAAUAGUGGUUUAAUGCCUUUUUAAAAUUACUGGUUUAACCUAAAUUUUGAAAAAAUGUAUUAAUACACAUGCCAUAAUCAAAAGUUUGAAAUAUCAUAUUUCUUAAAUAAUAGGGAGAACGUUAAUCACAUUUAGCAAACAUUUUUACAUUCAAACCUGGAUAUUAAAAUAAAUGAAAUGAUUACUUUGAAUCACUGUCUGUCAAGGUUCAUGAUUCACAUUUUGGGAUGGAUUCUUUUCUUGAUGCAAUACCUAACUUUUGAUAAUUUUUUAAAAUUAAUACUUGAUCAGAUAAUGUAAGUCAAAGUGCACACGAUCCUUUAAAAGGACACACUGUCUGUCUAUGUAGCAAUGGCUCCAAAGUAUUUUUGGGCAGUUUGAUACCUUUUUUAUCUGAAGUAUACUUAACCAGAAAAGUAAAAAUUUAAAUUGACAAAAUGGUAUUUUUGAGACUUCAAAAUGAUAAACAAUUUUUAAUAAAAUUGGCCUCAAACUAGUAAAAUCUGUAAGCAAAUCAAAAUUAAAUAUCAGUUUAAUAACAAAAACUAAAUAUUUAUUUAUUAGAAGCUGCCUCUCUUCAUUGGUGAUUUAUUUUUAAUUGUAAAAUUUCCAGCAGAUCUUAGCUUUAAAAGCUCUUGCUAUUUGAAAUAGUUGGAUGCUUGAUGAGGAAAUUACACUUGCCUCUAGAAUUAUAAAAAUCUCAGCUUUAUAAAAUGCAUCUAUCUAUUCAUGAAGGUAAUUUCUCUAACUGGUGAUCAAAAUGUAAAAUUUAAUACAGUACUAAUAUCUCACUGGAGUGUAUACAUGUUUCUGAGUAAUUUUUUUAAAUAAAAUUUACAGAUUCAUAAGCAGAUCCAUUCCUUUGCACGUGAUUGUUAUAACAUUUUUUCCCAGGCAGUUCAGAUUUCAGCAGCCUCAGAAAUCUGUAUUUGGUAUUAGGAAACUAUAAAUGUCACAGCUGAAAAUUGUUGUGUUCACUGUUCUACAUGAACCUUACGGAAAUUAGUGAUUUAUGUCUUGGUUUUUCUUCUCCCAUGUAUGCAGGACUCCCCAACCUUGAUUUUAUAGUGAUGACUACAUUCUGUUCUUGGUAUCAUUUCUACAGGGAUUAUUUUGAAACACAUGAACACUCAACACCAGUGCUGUUUGACUCUGAUUUAGUAAAUCAGAAAGCCUUUUUCCCCACUCUCACACCUGCUUCUGAGAGAUACCUCAGCAUAUACUUAGUUUCUGUGGAGAACUGGGUUCUUGAUUAUGCACAGAGGCACUUAAACCUUGCCUCAUAUUUCUGAAAUAUCUGAAAAUGGCUUCAUAAAAGUUAAAGCCUGGAGUACAUUGUUUAUGUGAGGCUUUUAAACUCACUUUGAAUAAGUUUGUUUGAAAUUUUAAAAGCUCAUAACCUAUUUGGUUUUUAGUACAGCAUAAACAUUGACUUGUCUUUCUUAAAUUAGUCAUAUUUCUAAUAUUUGUUGAUGUCACAUUUGGGUUGAGGUUUUAGUGGGACUAGGAACUUGCUGCUAGUGAGAAGUGGCAUUGAAUAGUAAAGACUCAAUAUGAACAGGCUUUAUUGACCCGUAGAGACUGAUGCCUUAAUGUUUGGUGCAAAAUACAGUGCAUAAGUGAAUUUCGUCUUAUACUGAGUAACUUGAGCUUUUUUAGUUUGUAAGAACUGUAGAAGCCACAUGCUUAUUGUGCCCAGCAUUUUACCACAAAGAAAGGAUUGAAUUCUUUCCUCUUCGGAAGAAUUGGGAGUUUACUUCCUAAAUGCUUACAUAUUUAGUACUAUUACUUAAGAGUUAUUUAUGAAGCUGGAAGCCUUCGUAAAUGUAGUUGUGUUGAUGUAUUUUGGAAAACAAAAGUGCAAUAAAGGAUGAGCUUCCAUCAGUGUGUAUACUCUGUCAGAUACAGAUGGUUGCAAGGAAACUUGGUUUUCAGAAUAUUCUCUUAGUAACUGCUAAGUCCUAGCUUACAUUUUUGAGAAUGCCUUUCUGCAUGCUGGCUCCAGAGACUUUUCUUUGUCCUUUCCUUUUUUAGCUACAACUUCUUAACCAGAGCUGAUCAAAGAAGCCCUGUAGUCCCAAGCUGAAGUGUGUAACCUCAGCUGUUCAAAUGGGGCUGGGUGUGGUUGAGCAUCUAUUCUGUGUAAGUGUAGAACACAGACAGUUUUUAUGGAUUGAUUCACAAGCUGCAUAUGCUGGUGCUUGAAGCAGCCACAAUGGAAUGCUGUGGAAAGUGUCUCUAUGUUUUAAGAAACACUGAGACAGGCAUUAAGGACAGCUUUAAUAGCUUUUCGUUUACCACUUAAUCUUUGGCAACUUUGCUUUUAGUUAGGGCUUAGCUCAUGGUGGGAGAAAAGCUGAAAAUAAGAAGUGCUAGUUUCGGAUUGAAGAAUCCAGAAUCACCUUUGGCUUGACGAGUGAUUGGAAGCGCGGCUUUGCUCAAGGCUCCAAAUGAACCAUAUGUCAAUAUAUUCAUUGAAUUGUUAUUAAUUUCAGUGUCCUGAAAAGGAAAGAAUGUAUACAUUGAUGCUGAAAUUCAGAAAAUGUAAAAGAAUUUUUUUAACUAUCGAAUAGAGUUUCUGCUAUGAAGGAUGUAAGUUACUUGGCUUUCUGCUUCCUAAACCACACUGUUUGUCUUUAGUGUGGAAUUUGUAAAAAACUACUUGUAACACAACAGGUUACAGAAAAAUAUAUUAUUAAUAAAAUGCACCCAGGUCUAA